AGUAACGAGCAGGGUUGGGGUUAGGCGGAGAGAAACAUGUCUAAAGUCCAAAUGCUGAGAGCGUCGGUGAAUCAGAGACUAACUGCGGCUGCUGAAGAGAUAUUUGUGCUGUUUGAAAGAACGAUAGCAGAGUACGAGGAGGAACUUUCUCGAUCUAAAGAGGAGAACAAGCGACAACGCAAACUACUGGACGCUGUUUUCAAGCCUCAACUUCAACUACACAGAGCAGGCGUCCAGCAGCCGUGUGAGAGUAAAGAGGUUCCUCCUGAGUCUCACAAUGUCCAGCAGCCAUGUAAGAAUAGAGAAGAGGUUCCAGGCUCCAGUCUGAACCAGCAGGACCCAGAUCCUCCACCCAUGAAAGAGGAACAGGAGGAAGUCUGGACCAGUCAGGAGGGAGAGCAGCUUCAAGGACUGGAGGAGGAUGAUACCACCAAGUUCACAUGCACUCACUUCUCUGUGAAGAGUGAAGAUGACAAAGAGAAACCUCAGUCCUCACAUCUUCAUCAAACACUAACUGAGCAGAUGGAAACAGAAGCUGAUGGAGAGGACUGUGGAGGACCAGAACCAGACAGGAACUCACAUCCAGAUACACAUUUACUACCUGAUACUGAUGACUUCUCUUUAGAGUCUCAUGAUGCUGACGUCAGUGAUGGUGAUUCGACAGAGACCAGAGAACUUCAGUCAGAUUUAAACUCUCUGGAAAAUACAGAAGUCCUCGUUAGUGACAUGAAGAGUAAUACUGGUUCUGUCAUCUGCUCUCAGUGUGAUGCAACAUUCGGUUUGCCUGGCGUUCACAACUCAAGAGACACAAGUGUGUUGGUGAAACCCCCAAGCCGGUUGGUGGAGGAUCAGAAGCAGCCGGGAGCUCAGUCCGUGUAA
Messenger RNA from Scomber japonicus (chub mackerel), 879 nucleotides. RefSeq lists its product as uncharacterized. The transcript is spliced from 4 exons. The record is from RefSeq and is a predicted model, not a curated record. NCBI's taxonomy places the organism in Eukaryota, Metazoa, Chordata, Actinopteri, Scombriformes, Scombridae. The coding region runs from base 37 to 879 and encodes 280 amino acids.